Messenger RNA from Tuber aestivum (summer truffle), 2271 nucleotides. Lineage: Eukaryota; Fungi; Ascomycota; Pezizomycetes; Pezizales; Tuberaceae. The record is from the annotation of a GenBank genome assembly.
AUGACUAUCCAAAAAAUCAUCACGGACCCUGCCCUCCGGGAGUGUCUUGAUGUGGUAGACCGUACACGCCUGCUCUGCCAUCAAAUUCUCACAACAAUUGAAUCCGCUACGGGCGUGGAGCUCCCUGAAGAUAAGCGGAUUGAGAGAUCACGGACCCAGAAACAACUCAAUGCACUAUUGACCCAAAUCAAGGGGCUGCAUCGGGCAGCGAUCAUGUCUGCUCGUGAGGCCAAAGAGGUUACCAGCGAAGUCCGCCGGGAAGUCGAUCGUCUUCAUCUACAACUCCAAAAUCUCUACUAUGAACAACGCCACCUUCGCGGUGAGAUUACUGCUUGUAGAGAAUUCCCGUAUGUUUGACCCUUUCUCUUCCCUUCUUUUUUUUCUUUUUUUUCUGCUACAUUAUUAUUGCGACCAUCACUUGACCCGGGCUAAAAUUCCGAAGACAUCAGUACACAUCUCUGCCCUUGGUCUCUGAGGGCAAGUUCUUGGCUCUGAAUCCCGAACACCAAGAUGAUGACCCACACAAUCUGAUGAUUGCGCGUCUAAACAACGAGAAAGCUGUACGUGAGGAAUUGGAAAAACAGAGAAAGGAGCUUCUUGUCAAGAAGCAAGCGCUUAUCGCGGAGAACAAGAAGCGUAAAGACGACCUCGCAAGCUUAGAUGAGCAAUUAAAGAAAUUCAGUAUGAUUCCCUUCCUCCGUUUUUGAUGUGAAUUAUUGGAUGUUUUCCGAUUUCCUAACGAGUUCAUAUAGUCGAAGUAAGUUUCCCAAAGAUGGCCUGGAUCCUCUCAGGCGCAUGGCAUACUAAUCAUACCAGUCAUCGAAGCCUAUUCAAAAUACUUUCCAAAAGGAGUACUAGCCAUUCAUCUGAAUGCGCCGUUCUACGCAUUUUAAUCCAAUCCGCCGCACCUCCUAUAAUAUCGUUUUGUGCCCUCUAUCUAAAGCAAAAUCGAAUCUACUGGUGUCUAUGGAGAUGUGUCCGUGCAACAAAGCAGGACCAUUCCAAAUUUCCACGGGCGAUAAAAUACUGUACUAGUGGUCGGAUUUGCCCGGAUUUCUAUUUUUUCCCUUUUUUUCCCCCUCCUUCCUGCGCCAGGAUAGUUGUGUCUCUGUCAUUAUUUCCCUCAUCGACAUUUUUUACACUCAAUGCAACUGCCCUUGUCAACCUUGUGUAUAGGCAGGAGUUAUGGUAUCCCAGGCCUCGCACCUCUAUAUAGCCAAUCAACCGUUUGAUCCUGUUUUCUCUCUGUCUGGCUUUUCAUAGUUAAGGCAACCGCCGCAAUUUUCCAGUUUAGUCUAGUCCUUUACUCGGGGAAUUUUCCCGCUUAUUCUGGAUACAAUCCUCACCGACUUGUCAUCACUGUGACCAAUGAAUGCAGGAUGCAGAAACAUUGGGUUGCAGUCAGAUAUCUCCAACCGCAGCCGCACUAUAAAAAAAAUCAAUAAAUAGAUUGACAAAAAAAAAGAGGUUGGAACUCCGGUACGUAAAUCUCCUGCCAACAUGAUUGGCCUAGUAUACAGUAUGACGGAGCCGCAAUUCACUGACGACCACAAGUGUCUGGUCCGAUAAUGCAAUUUCUAAGGCCGAUUUGUUCCCGGAACGCUUGCGGCACAGAACAUUGCUGUGCACCUUACAGAUGUCACAGUUGCCCCCUGUGCGUCCUUCCCCCUAUGAUAGGGACAUCAGUUGAUCGCUUAAAGUCCUGCUACGGCCCCGCUCAUCUUGGCGGGGAAACACGUCCGCCGUCUGAAAUGCGCGACCGAUGGUAGAAUUGAGUUCAGGUCAUCAGCUGUUAAGGGCUAUCCUUUAUCUGGGUCCAGCUCUCACUCUCACUCUCACUCUUGUCCUCCACCAGGGCCCAGUAUAUUCCUUCAGGAAUAUCAACUAUGUGCCUUAUCACAAGUGCUGAAUUACCAUUUACUUACUGUGCACCGCUGUCAUUGUUGCUGUUAUUGGCCCUUAUCUACGAUAUAGUAAGAAAAGUUGGCCCGGGGGAUGUGAACUAAGUUUUGGUGGUGUGGUGGCAGGAUGUUUCAACCAAACAAAUCCUUGGAUACGAAGAUCGUUAGAUAACUACCCCAUCGUGCAGCGGCUACAACUGUACCUUGAGAUGUUAUCUCAAUUUAGAGGCUUAUCUUUUCACUUGCUACUGUUUCUGCGCAAGAUUUGAAAUCUCUUACCCUGCGAGAUAGAUAAAUUAUUUUCCACCCGCACCUUAAUCAAGAGAAGGGGACAUAUGAGUACUAAAUUUGUCCUGUCCAUUUUUUCCUU